CUCCCACCCCUAUGAAAUUCUUGAUUUAACCGCGUUUCCCUUUUUUCCCUGUUGGGGGCGCUGUUUUGUACGAAUGCUCGGCAGCUGCAGAAGAAGGGAAGGUCUGUCUAAUGUCGUGUCCAGCACGUGACGACGUCUCCGCCACUUUAUCGGCCGUCGCAUAACACCGCACGCUCACCAGAUGCGUCCUCCGCAAUGAUGCCGCAGCCGCCGCCUCGCCGCCACACCGUGUCCGACGCCGCAGUCGUCUUCCUGCUGCUGUGCCAGCUCCGCUGCGUGGCGUGCUGGUCGGACGACGGCGCGACGGGCGUCCCAGCCGAGUGGGUCCUGCUGCACGUGGUUCAGGGCCAGGUGGGCGCGGGCAACUACAGCUACCUGCGGCUCAACCACGAUGGCGCCAUCGUGUUGCACGUGCUCAGCGUGACGGGCGACGCCGACCUUUAUGUGUCGGACGCCACGCUGAGGCCUAGCUUCGACGCCUACAAGCUGCAGUCGGCCACUUGCGGACGCGACGCUGUGGCUGUGCCCGCCGAGUUUGCCCGACCGGUGGGCAUCGCCGUCUACGGGCACCCGUCUCAUCGCCGCAGCGACUUUGAGAUGAGGGUCUACUAUGACCGCGGGGCCGGCGCGUAUGACCCGUUCGGUGCCGAGGAUGGCCACAAAACGGAGGCGGCGGCGACCGAGGACAAGCAAUUCGAUGAAGACGACUCCGUGUUCUGGACUAAUCUCAUCAGACUUUUGGAAAUCAUUCUGGAAAUCCUCUUUUGAAUCGAAUCACAAGUUUUCUGGGCACUCGCGGCCAAAUUUUUGCCCUUUUGGAACUCAGUCACUACGGCUGAAACAGCUCUUCAAUUGGAGACACCAAAACACGUGCACUAUACGGACUUCUAGCGUGAUGAACAUCAACAAAACCUCCUCGACGGAUCCCAGCCGAGUGACGAACACCUCAGAUGCGUUCUGAGAGUUGACGCAACAAAAGAGACACUGGAGUUUGAUCCACUGGCAGAAAACGGUGAUUAACAACAACAACAAAAAAAAACAUCUCCAAUGGCAUUUUUUUGUCUAAUUUUGAUAUGUCAGCAUCUGGUUCUGGCUCGGCCCGUCUGUCAAAUUUUAAAAGUAAAUGUGGCCCCUGAGCCAAAGCAUUUGCCCAUCCCU
Molecule: messenger RNA, 1158 nt
Organism: Syngnathoides biaculeatus (alligator pipefish)
Lineage: Eukaryota; Metazoa; Chordata; Actinopteri; Syngnathiformes; Syngnathidae
Gene: c9h6orf120
Product: chromosome 9 C6orf120 homolog
Exons: 2
Coding region: 196-768 (190 amino acids)
Source: RefSeq, a predicted model, not a curated record